UCCAGGAAACCCCGGCCCCCCCGGCCCCCCCGGCCCUCCCGGCACCGGCAUCGACAUGUCGGCGUUCGCGGGGCUGGGCCAGCCCGAGAAGGGCCCCGACCCCAUCCGGUACAUGAGGGCGGACGAGGCCGCCGGCAGCCUGAGGCAGCACGACGUGGAGGUGGACGCCACGCUCAAGUCCCUCAACAACCAGAUCGAGAGCAUCCGCAGCCCCGAGGGCUCCAAGAAGAACCCGGCCAGGACCUGCCGCGACAUCAAGCUCUGCCACCCCGAGUGGAAGAGCGGGGACUAUUGGAUCGACCCCAACCAGGGCUGCACCUUGGACGCCAUCAAGGUCUUCUGCAACAUGGAGACGGGCGAGACCUGCGUGUACCCCAACCCCGGCAGCAUCCCCAGGAAGAACUGGUGGACCAGCAAGGCCAAGGAGAAGAAGCACGUCUGGUUUGGGGAGACCAUCAAUGGCGGUUUCCACUUCAGCUACGGUGACGAAGACCUGGCCCCCAACACGGCCAACAUCCAGAUGACCUUCCUGCGCCUCCUGUCCACCGAGGGCUCCCAGAACGUCACCUACCACUGCAAGAACAGCGUGGCCUACCUGGACGAGGACACGGGCAACCUGAAGAAAGCCCUGCUCAUCCAGGGCUCCAACGACGUGGAGAUCCGCGCCGAGGGCAACAGCAGGUUCACCUACAGCGUCCUGGAGGACGGAUGCACGAAACACACCGGCAAGUGGGGCAAGACGGUGAUCGAGUACCGGUCGCAGAAGACCUCGCGCCUGCCCAUCGUGGACAUUGCACCUUUGGACAUUGGUGGAGCCGAGCAGGAGUUCGGCGUAGACAUUGGCCCAGUCUGCUUCUUGUAAAGGAACAAAAAAAAGCAAAAAAACAAAACAAAAAAACCCAACCACACACACACACACAAAAAAUAAGGAUGGUUUUAUCGGUGCGUUCGGUCGGUCGUCGUUCGUCGUGGUGUUUCGUUCCGGGGUUGUUUUUCUUUGUUGGGGGAGGGAGGGGGUUGUGUUUUGUUGUUUUGGUUGGUUUGUUCUUUUUUUUUAUAAAAACCCAGCUGUAAAAAAAAAAAAAAGAAACAAAAAAAAAGAAGAGCCAGCAAACUGAAACACAACCCCCCACCAAAGGAACCCGAGGAACUUCUCAAUCUUCUCUUUCUUUCUCUUUCUCUCUCUCUCUUUCUCGUACGACUCCCGCCCUGCACGGCUGCGACGACCCCCCCCUCUCGACUCCCGCCCACCUCGUGCCGAGGCCGUCGGGGCAGGCUGCGAAAUCGAACCAGUAUUUAUUUAUUCUCUCCCUGUUAAGACCUAUUUUCGUGUCGAAGGUCGGGUGGAGGUGGGAACAUAACGGGCCCCUUCCCUGCCGAAGGGACGUCGCCAAGUCCAGGUAAUCACGAAUCCCCUCCCGUGUCCCCCCUCCUUUUCCCCUCCGUGUAUCACCAGAAUUCUACGUGAAUGACACAAAAGGAAAAAAAAAACACAAACAAACACAAAAAAAUGGUGCUAUUCUUGUGUAAAACAAGUCUGUAUUUUUUUUUGACAUCGGUUGA
This is a messenger RNA of Myiozetetes cayanensis, 1563 nucleotides long. Its product is annotated as collagen alpha-1(II) chain. The record is from RefSeq and is a predicted model, not a curated record. Lineage: Eukaryota; Metazoa; Chordata; Aves; Passeriformes; Tyrannidae. Bases 56 to 862 code for a protein of 268 amino acids. The transcript has 4 exons. Gene Ontology annotation, cellular component: collagen type II trimer. Gene Ontology annotation, molecular function: extracellular matrix structural constituent.